Messenger RNA from Exophiala mesophila, 1493 nucleotides. RefSeq lists its product as uncharacterized. The coding region runs from base 35 to 1225 and encodes 396 amino acids. Gene Ontology annotation, molecular function: sulfur dioxygenase activity. NCBI's taxonomy places the organism in Eukaryota, Fungi, Ascomycota, Eurotiomycetes, Chaetothyriales, Herpotrichiellaceae. The record is from RefSeq and is a predicted model, not a curated record. The transcript has 2 exons. Gene Ontology annotation, biological process: hydrogen sulfide metabolic process; glutathione metabolic process.
CCUAGAUGGGUCUGGAAUCAUCUCUCAGGGAAGCAUGUCUUUGACACUGCGUUGUUCCAGGUGCUCGGCAACCCUUCGUGCAAGCCCACUGAAGUUGGGCGAGUCACCGAAUGCGACGACUCGAUAUAUGAAGUCGCGUGGGAGAUCUUUCUCGGGCCGUUGUUUGAAUACUUCUUCUAUUUAUGCUCCAAAAAGAGGUAUUGUCACCAUUUCUCGACCACAGCAAGCAACAGCACCGUCUCUACCAUUGCAACGAAUCCCAUUGCAAAGUGUUAUGGAGAAACAAGCCACUCAAGUACGACAAGCAUCGCAUGCUACUCUAGGCGUGGUUGCAGAACAAGAACCAGUCGUACACGAUAUAUACGAGGAAAAGACCGGCACAUGGCAGUACAUUGUUGCGGAUCCUGCGACACUGGAAGCCGUCAUCAUCGACCCGGUCCUGGACUAUGACAGUGCAAGCUCGGAGAUUCUGACGACUACGGCAGAUUCCCUGCUAGACAUGGUCCACCAGAACAAAUACAAGGUGCAAAUGAUCCUCGAGACGCACGCCCACGCGGACCACCUCACUGCAGCCAACUAUCUGCAACACAAACUUGCCGAAUCCCAGGGCACCGCGCCCGCUGUCGGCAUUGGAAAGCGUAUUGCCGACGUACAGAAACUAUGGGCUGGGAGAUACGGUGUUCCAAGCGAGGAAUACGAGAGUGUCUUUGACAAACUCUUUGAGGACAACGAGGUGUUCCACAUUGGGUCGCUGAAAAGCGUUGCCAUCCACCUACCUGGACAUACACCAGAUCAUAUGGGAUACAUGAUUGGAGACAAUGUCUUUGUAGGAGACUCGAUGUUCCACGCCGAUCUGGGAUCCGCACGCGCCGACUUCCCCGGUGGUGACGCGCUGAUGCUGUUUCGGUCAGGCAGAAAACUGCUGCAACUACCAGAUCACGUCAAAAUCUGGUCUGGUCAUGACUAUCCGCCAGAGGAUCAAAAGGGCCGGGUGCCGUGGAUGACAGUCCGGCAGCAACGUGACCAGAACAAACAUCUGAAGGAGGAUGUCACUGAGACCGACUUUGUAGCCUUGCGUCAACAGCGAGAUGCUACCCUUGGUCCACCUAAACUCCUUGAUCAAUCCCUACAGAUCAACAUUCGGGCGGGACGUCUUCCUCGGCCUUCUUCCUCGGGGUUGCGCAUGCUUCAUGUCCCUCUGAAAUUGGAACAUGCUCAGUGGUGAUACACCUGUCAUGACUGUCCUCUUCUCCAAUCCCUGACGAGUUUAUGGACGGAUUGGUUGGGAGAGCGAAGAAGGAGGGACAAUAUCUAGCCUGCUUGGAAAGUUCGACUUCCCAAUUUUUGGGUGACGACCAAAGCAGGGACGGGCUUCCAUUUGCAGAUCAAGACUUGCUUAAUGUCAGGCUUGAACAGCACAUCACGAAACAAACUAGUCUUUCUCAUAUGUAUUUCUAUAAGCGUUGGAACAGAAAUCAAGACCAUUUGUCCAC